AUGAUACAGACGCAGUUCAACAAGAAGGUCAAAUUUGUGCGACACGAUGGAGCCCGCGAGUUUGCGACGAACUCGCUUCAAGAUUUCUACGAAGUCGAAGGCAUCGAGCAACAAACCACGGUGCCAUACGCACAUCAAGCCAAUGGAACUGCUGAACGCGCGAUUCGAACUAUCGUCACCAUCGGUCGUAGCAUGCUCCAUCAUGCCAAGUUGGACAAGUGCUUCUGGGCUGAAGCGGCAAUGACGGCCGUCUAUGUGAAGAACCGUUUGCCGUCACCCAAGAUUCCACACAAGACACCGUUCGAGAUUGUCUACAAUUCUAAGCCAAGUGUCAAGCACAUGCGCGUUUUUGGGUGCCAAGCAUACAUCUUGACCCCGAAGGAGAAACGACUCAAGUGGGAUCCCAAGGCCCGGGCUGGAUUGUUUUUGGGCUACGAAGAAGUGUCCAAGGCGUAUCGAGUUUACGACAUCGAAGCGGGGCAGGUGAUGAUAAGUCGCGAUGUCAACUUCGAUGAGUCGGCCUUUGGAAUGUCGAUGCUGAUUUCCGAUGACGAUGUUGAUGGCCUGGACUUCGAAUCGAUCGAUCUUGAUGAUGAAGAACCGCGUCCGAGACACUUCAAACAAACAGGAAAGCGCAAGGCCCAACCCAGUCACGACAAUGACGACGCAAGCAUGCCCCGAGCAGUGCGCCAACGACCCGGAUUGGAAGAGUCAAGUGCGCCGGAUGACCUCCCUUCACGUCGAGCCAACGAAGAUGAAGAAAGGAAGUCGGAGAAACAACAUGACACACCGACUUCCUCCGCGUUUUGGCAUGCGAGUGCAAACGCCGUCGAAGCAGCGGUCGAUUUUUCGGAGCCGUCGACAUUUGAAGAAGCAGUAUCUGGCCCGGACCAAGUACACUGGCGCAAGGCAAUUGAUGCGGAGCUCGAUUCGAUAAAGCUUCGCGGUGUCUUUCGUGCGGCCAAGUUACCCAACGGACAAAGCGCCAUUGGCACAAAGUGGGUCUUCAAGAUCAAGCGCAAGGCGGAUGGGUCGAUCGAGAAAUACAAGGCACGACUUGUGGCCAAGGGUUUUCGCCAAAAGUAUGGCAUUGACUACACGGAGACGUUCUCGCCCGUGGUCAAGUAUGUGACGCUGCGAAUGGUCAUCGCCAUUACCAAGCACUUUGGAUGGCCCCUCGACCAGCUCGAUGUGGUGACUGCGUUCCUGUAUGGAGUGAUGAAGGAGAAGGUGUUCUGCGCUGUUCCGGAAGGCGUCAAGAUGGAAGGUGAUUUCGACUGUCUCGAGCUGAUCAAGGCGAUCUACGGUCUCAAGCAAGCCUCGCGUGUUUGGAACGAGACCUUCGACGAGUUCAUACGCUCGAUUGGUUUUCAAGCGUCGGGAUUCGAUCCAUGUCUCUACAUCAUGACUUCGGAAGGCCAUUGUGUUUUUGUGCUGGUCUACGUGGACGAUGUCUUGGUGACUGGAAGCUCGCUCGAGAUGAUUGCGCGCACCAAGAACGACCUCAAGACACGCUUCGAGAUGACGGACAGCGGCAAGUGUGCCUUUGUUCUUGGGAUCGAGUUAUUGGACGGUGAAGAUGGCAGCGUGACUAUGUGUCAGCGCCGUUAUGUCGACGAUGUCCUCAAGCGCUUUGGAAUGGAUGAGUGCAAGGCUGUGGCAAGUCCGGUGGACGUCAGCUCUCGACUGGUUCCAAGCAACUCUGCAAGCAAGGUGAAUGUCCCAUUCCGUGAAGCAUUGGGUGCUUUGAUGCAUCUGACGACUGCAACGCGACCGGAUAUCGCCUAUGCUGUAAGCUUUGUGUCACGGUUCAUGGAGAAACCCCAAGAAGAACACUGGGUUGCAGUCAAGCGCAUCUUCCGCUACCUACAAGGCACCAAGAUGCAUGGAAUCUGCUACAAGCCAAGUGCGAAGAUCGACUUUCGUGGCUAUUCAGAUGCAGACUGGGCCGGUGACCUUGCUGAUCGCAAAUCGACGUCCGGCUACGUCUUCAUGCUAUUGGGUGCUCCGGUGAGUUGGGGCAGCAAGAAACAGCCAAGUGUGUCACUGUCUACAAGCGAAGCGGAGUACAUCGCGCUCAGCCUGGCGAUCCAAGAAGGCAAGUGGAUCAAUCGCUUGCUGUGCGAGAUCAUGGCGGCUGCAAACGAAGAAGGACCCGAGCUCGUCAUCCGUGAAGACAACCAGUCGUGCAUCAAGAUGACGAAGAAUCCCGUCAACCACGGCCGCGCUAAACACAUCGACAUCAAGUACCAUCACAUCCGUGAUGAAGUCAAGCGUGGCGAAGUGAAGCUUGAAUACUGCGAGACGACGUUGAUGUUGGCGGACAUCAUGACGAAGGGACUUCACGGACCGCGUCACAAGGACUUGACGGCGGCGCUUGGCAUCCGUGCGUGUUCGCAUUGA
This is a messenger RNA of Peronospora matthiolae, 2403 nucleotides long. NCBI's taxonomy places the organism in Eukaryota, Oomycota, Peronosporomycetes, Peronosporales, Peronosporaceae. The record is from the annotation of a GenBank genome assembly.